Messenger RNA from Onthophagus taurus, 1629 nucleotides. RefSeq names its product splicing factor 3a subunit 3 noi (gene noi). Gene Ontology annotation, molecular function: RNA binding; zinc ion binding. NCBI's taxonomy places the organism in Eukaryota, Metazoa, Arthropoda, Insecta, Coleoptera, Scarabaeidae. The record is from RefSeq and is a predicted model, not a curated record. Gene Ontology annotation, cellular component: nucleus; spliceosomal complex. Gene Ontology annotation, biological process: mRNA splicing, via spliceosome.
UGUACAUGUACGAAAAAUCAUUGAACAAACUAACCUAUUUGUUGAGGAUACAAUUUUUUUAUAUUAUUAAAUAAUAAUAAUAUGGAAACUAUCUUAGAACAACAACGCCGAUAUCAUGAAGAACGAGAGCGACUCGUCGAUACAAUGGUGAAAGAAAUGCUUCAUAAAAAAACCAGCUAUAGAGAAGCGAUUAAUUCAGAUCACCGCUUAAAAUAUCUUUUGGAUAAGUAUUUAACCAGCACGGAACGCCUCGUUGAGCUUUACGAGGAUAAAGAUGGACAACGGAAAGCCGAAGUUGCAGCUUUAACCGGACCGAAUGAGUUUCAAGAAUUUUAUAAUCGAUUAAAACAGAUUAAGGACUUUUAUAGGAAACAUCCGAAUGAGAUUAGCGUCCCGAUGUCUGUGGAAUUCGAUGAAUUAGCUAAAGCUAGGGAAAAUCCUACUGAGGAAAUGGCUAAUUUGGUUGAAUUUUCCGAUGAGGAAGGUUACGGAAAAUACCUUGAUUUACACGAAUGUUACGAAAAGUACAUUAAUUUAAAAGGAAUUGAGAAAGUUGAUUACAUAACUUAUUUAGGAAUGUUCGACCAACUUUACGAUAUCCCCAAAGAACGUAAAACUGGGGAAUACAGAAAAUAUCUCAUUAUGUUAAUUGAGUAUUUAUCAUGGUUCGUUCAAAGAAUCAAACCUUUACUUGACGUAGAAACAGUUACAUUAUCCGGAAUUGAUUCUGUUGAGCUAAAUUGGGAUUCGGGAACCGUUCCGGGUUGGCCUAAAGAAGCUGGUUCGGCGUUAACGAACGUCGGAGCUCAUUUAGAACUUUCAGCCUUUUCAAGUUGGGAAGAAUUAGCUUCUUUAGGUUUGGAUCGUUUAAAAUCGGCUUUAAUGGCGUUGGGAUUAAAAUGCGGGGGGACUUUGGAAGAGCGCGCCCAAAGAUUGUUUUCAACAAAAGGUUUGACCUCUUUAGAUCCAUCGCUUUUAGCGAAAAAAGCCGGGAAAGCGAGCAAAGAUAAAGAAACGGCGAGACAACGUGAAUUGGCAUGUUUGGAAUCGCAAAUUUUUAAAUUAGCGGAGUUGGUUUCGUUACAAAGGGCGGCGACGAAAGAAAAUGUUCAACGUAAACAGGCUCGCACUGAUGGUGAACGCGAUGAUAGUGAGAAUGAGGAAAGCGAAGAGGAGGAGAUUGAAGAUGAUGCUGAUGAUGUUCCUUAUAACCCCAAAAAUUUACCACUUGGUUGGGAUGGAAAGCCAAUUCCUUAUUGGUUGUAUAAAUUACACGGAUUAAACAUAAGUUAUAACUGCGAAAUUUGUGGGAAUUACAUUUAUAAGGGUCCGAAAGCGUUUCAACGACAUUUCGCCGAAUGGAGACACGCGCAUGGCAUGAGAUGUCUUGGAAUACCAAAUACGGCUCAUUUCGCUAAUGUUACUCAAAUAGAGGACGCUUUAGCACUUUGGGAAAAAUUGAAGGUGCAAAAACAAGGUGAGCGAUGGCAACCAGAAACGGAGGAGGAAUACGAAGAUUCACAAGGAAAUGUGGUGAAUCGAAAAACGUAUGAGGAUCUUAAACGACAAGGAUUGCUCUAAAUUAAGGAAUUUUGUGUGUUUAAAUAAUUACAUUAUUGAUAUCGAAAA